Oncorhynchus kisutch (coho salmon) is the source of this 5763-nucleotide messenger RNA. RefSeq names its product sodium-coupled neutral amino acid transporter 4-like. Bases 235 to 1854 code for a protein of 539 amino acids. Gene Ontology annotation, molecular function: L-amino acid transmembrane transporter activity. Gene Ontology annotation, biological process: amino acid transmembrane transport. The record is from RefSeq and is a predicted model, not a curated record. Gene Ontology annotation, cellular component: plasma membrane. The transcript is spliced from 16 exons. Lineage: Eukaryota; Metazoa; Chordata; Actinopteri; Salmoniformes; Salmonidae.
CCUGGGUUACAAAAAAGCAGCAGCUAUUGCCUCUCCUGGCUGCUCACUAGCACUGUCCUCAUUCUCCCCUCAAACAAGCAAAAAAUAACCCUUCGGACCCCCUCUCUGUCAUCUCUGAAUGAGUAUUUGCCCUAUAGUGUAAAGCUGAGCUAAAGCACGCCAACCUACCGAGUACAACUGCUCUGCUUUGGACCGUGACCCUUUCCCCAGCCCCGCACCACUAUAGCCGUAACCAUGGACCGCAUGGAGCUGAAGAAAGUCUGCACGGAGGCAGACGAUGACAGCACAGACAGUUUGGACGACCGCUUCACAGAGCCCAUCGACUCAGAGAAGGCCACCAUCAACAGUCACUUCCUGGAUGAGGAUGGAGACGCAGAGAGCCACAAGUUUCUCACUAAUGGGAUUAUGAAGAAGAAGAAGUACGAGGAGUAUCAGGAAGAAUACCACCCAGGACAUACCUCCUUUGGUAUGUCGGUCUUCAACCUGAGUAAUGCGAUCAUGGGCAGCGGCAUCCUGGGUCUCUCCUACGCCAUGGCCAACACUGGCAUUGUGCUUUUUGUAGUCCUUCUCUUGGGUGUGGCCAUCUUGUCGUUGUACUCCGUUCACUUGCUGCUAAUGACUGCAAAAGAAGGAGGCUCUCUCAUCUAUGAAAAGUUGGGAGAGCGAGCUUUUGGCUGGCCGGGGAAAAUGGCUGCGUUUGGAUCGAUAACCCUUCAAAAUAUUGGUGCCAUGUCCAGCUACCUCUUCAUUGUAAAGUAUGAGCUGCCAGAAGUGAUCCGUGCCUUCAUGGGACUAGAGCAGAGCUCUGGUGAAUGGUACAUGAACGGAAACUACCUGGUUGUGUUUGUGUCCAUCGGUAUCAUCCUGCCUCUCUGCAUACUCAAAAACCUGGGCUACCUUGGCUACACCAGUGGAUUCUCCCUAUCCUGCAUGGUGUUUUUCCUGGGAGUGCUGAUCUAUAAGAAGUACAACCUCCCCUGCCCGAUGCCCUUCAUGUACCAUACCAACCACAGUAUGAAUGGAACAGCCCUGGGGCCCCACGCCCUGCACAACGGCACCGUCCUCAUGGACUUCUCCAGAGCUGACAUGUCCCCCGCCUCCUACCUGGACGACCACCACACCUCAGGGGUCCGCUUCGAACCACACCCCGACGACGUGGAGGAGAUGUGCACGCCCAAGUACUUUGUGUUCAACUCUCAGACUGCUUACACUGUUCCCAUCCUAGCCUUCUCCUUUGUGUGCCACCCUGAAAUUCUACCCAUCUACAGUGAACUCAAAGAUCGCUCCCGGAGAAAGAUGCAGAACGUGUCCAACCUGUCUAUUCUUGCCAUGCUGGUCAUGUACAUGUUCUCAGCUCUGUUCGGCUACCUCACUUUCUACGGAAACGUGGAGGCGGAGUUGCUCCACACCUUCACCAAGGUGUAUAAGUUUGACACCAUGCUCCUGCUGGUCCGUCUGGCUGUCCUGACCGCUGUCACCCUGACUGUCCCCAUUGUCCUGUUCCCUAUCCGUUCCUCAAUCAAUACGAUGCUGUUCAGCCAACGGGAGUUCAGCUGGGUGCGUCACAUGCUCAUCGCCGCCUUCAUCCUCCUGUUCAACAACCUGCUGGUCAUCUUCGUCCCCACCAUCAGAGACAUCUUCGGCUUCAUCGGCUCCUCUGCAGCCACCAUGCUCAUCUUCAUCCUCCCUGCUGCCUUCUAUCUACGCCUGGUCAAGUCUGUGCCAAUGCGCUCCGUGCAGAAGAUCUCGGCGGCCAUUUUCCUGGUGGUGGGCAUCAUCUUCAUGUUCAGCAGCCUGUCGCUCAUCGUGAUGGACUGGAUCCACAACCCUCCCGGCUCCGGCAGUGGUCACUAAGACGACCCCCCUUACCUCCACCCCCUCUCACCUCAAACCCCCUCCCCUGACUGUGCCUUGGGGGUAAGGUCACCGGGCCCGGGGGGUGCCCCCACACAUCGCCCACAGACUGAGUACAUCAGCGUACUGUAAAGGGGCGGUUCGCUUUUCUCAACCCCCAACCCUUUCCACAAAGUAUUACUGGAGGGGACUACGUUCUACGACUGAAACAGACUCUUUUAAGUUCGUUAUUCUUUUUCUUUCUUGUUGUUGUUGGAUGGUUUAGUUCUGUAGAAUCCUCCACAACAGGGGCUCGCCGAAAGGACACGAAGUAAUCAAGGAGGAUGGUCAGAAACGGGAGAAAAGACGUCAGACGCUGUGGCUGUUGCUGCGUGCCCUGCCGUAGUUGUCUAGAUUGCCCAUCAUCCCUACUCUGUGAUAUUACCUGAGCAAAGGAAAAAUACGAGCAGGGACCUCAACCAUUAAACUGUCAAGAGAACCCAAAGAGAACGAGAGCUGAUCUGAGAGCUGCCACUAUUGGAGCUGGUUGUGACUGCAGGCGUGGCUUCAGCGCCAUGGGCUCUGCACACUUGAAUAUUAGAGAGAGAGAGAGAGAGAUGUGGGACAAGGGUUCAAAAACAAAGAGCACUUUUAGCAUAUGUUUCAAGUUUUAAUGUAUUUUUAACACAUCCAGACACACAAGGAACACACACACAUACAGCACGCCAUCUACACUAUUUGGAGAUUUUGCUUACUGUCAAAAUGUAUUUUUGUACACCUAGGGGGAGUAAGAAAAGUCGAUGUAACGGUACAUAUGACAGGUGUAGUAUCUUUUUCCGAGUUAGAGCCUGGAAAAGGUUCUUCUGAGGGAUAUUUGUAAAUUAGGUUUGGUAAAGUAGUUUAUAUUGUAUUUUAUACUUUUACAAUCAAUCAAAUCACCACAGUUUAUGUGCACACACAAAUUUCUCAGUGGCUAGUGUGUUGCUCUCAAACAUCCCUUGACAGCAAUCAUGAGAUCAGACGUUAGCAAUCAUACACAUUGACAGACACAUACUCCAAGUUAAAAUUUUCAGCCAUGUCCAUUCUCCCAAUCAACACUUAACGCGAUGAUCAACACACACUGUCAGCCAUUCUGAAACAGCCGUGUAGACUGAGCUUCAAACAAGAGACUACAUUCUGUGUUAUUGUCGCAGAGAUUUGAAUGUUGCCGAGUUUUGAAUGUACCGGUACUUGGCCAAACGUCUACUGAUCUACUGAAUGACAGUUUACGUGUUUCUUUCUUUGCCUUCUUGUUCACUCUUGUCCAAUGUGUCACACUACAGAGCCCUUGGGUCAAUUGCAGCGAACAAUACCAGGAGAUGAGCUCAUGUUGUUGGCUUGAGAUCAUUUUCAACUUGUAACUCCAUCUCUUCCUAAACUUCAUGUGAAGUAAACUGUGCUAUGAAAUACAACUAGUGAACGCUAGUUUCAGUGAAGAGGAACAACAACAGAACUCUAUGAGAGUUAAAGGUCUACUGGCAGUAUACCAUACAGGUUAUUUAGCUAUUUGACUUGGCACAGCGAUCCUAUAACCCAUGAGAAUGUUUUUCUUCUAUCCCAGUGUGUAAAACGAUAUCUUGUGACAAAAUUCAAUUGUGGGAAAAAAUAUUCUGGGUAAAAUAAGCAAUGGAUUGAACCUCCAGACUGCUGUUUCUGGGACACAAGAUACAUUGUUUUAUCUGUGUUUGCAGUUCACAUCUUAAAGGGGAAAUCUGCAGUUGCUACAUUUUUUUACUUGUAAAUUAACGAUUUGUACCCAUUGAUUCUUGAAAAAUAUAACUUAUAAAUGCCUCAAGAGCUUAGUUUAACGGCAGCGUAGCCUAGUGGUUAGAGCGUUGGACUAGUAACCGGAAGGUUGCGAGUUCAAACCCCCGAGCUGACAAGGUACAAAUCUGUCGUUCUGCCCCUGAACAGGCAGUUAACCCAUUGUUCCCAGGCCGUCAUUGAAAAUAAGAAUAUGUUCUUAACUGACUUGCCUGGUUAAAUAAAGGUAAAAUUUAAAAAUUUAAAAUAACCGUCGUACCCCAUCAGAUCCCAAAAUAUAUGAUUAGUUUACUCCAAUGUUUGUAAACAACGUAAAUGUAAACAAUAUAUAGCCUCAAAACAUGGUUAAAGCCAUCAUUUUUAUAUCAUGGAAGGUCAGUCCUUGCAUCCUUAUAUCUCAACCUUCAGCUUUUUCCGGAACAGCCGGGGAUAACACUUUGUUAUUGCUUCAACUGCUGAUUGCCCCUUUAAGUUCAAUAUGGGUCAUAAUGUCAAAUGUGGAAAAGAUUAGAGAAAUUAAAUGCAUCCACUGUUACUUAGCAGGCUUGUCAUUUGGUGAUGUUUAUACCAGCUAUUUGUUUAUGCCAGAUUGCUGCUGAUAGUAGAGUUAACAUAAACAGUAUGUGUUUAUUACUGUAAUUGUGACUAUUGUUACUGUAAUUUACAUAAUUUCAACAGACCAUCGUGUCUUAAAAUGCCCUAAUUAAUUCAUUAACACCACGAUAAAGGAAUUUCAAAAUGUUGUGCAAAUUGUGCCGUGCUGAAAAAACAUUAGCAGUUUGCAUUCGAAGCAUAGAAUACCUGUUUUCUAAGGUGUUAAAGCAGAUGCUUUUUCUGAUUGGAUCCAGCCAGAAUGGACAACAUUUACAGAUCCUUUAUGGAUCUACAUAUGCAUGAAACAAAUUCAUAUUUCAAAUGAAAUGCUAUGUAAUGUGUAUGUUUUGGAUUACAAACAUGGUCUUUUCUGACAACUUGUAUAUGCUUUGUAAAUAAUCGUAUUAUAUGGUACUCACUGAAUUAUGUGUGGGGGGGUUGUAAGGGAUUUUACCAGAAGUCUUCUACAAUCUGACUGUUAUUUUAGUAUUCAAUCUUUUUGAUUUUGCUCUAUGAUGAUAUUUCUUUCUUUUAUGGAAGCUUGUACAUUUGUAGAAAAUCUCUACCCCUUGUCAUUUCUUUAUAGUUACAUAUCUGGAGGACGUAGACCUUGAAUUAAUGAAUGGUUUGUCGGUAAUAUUGUCCGAUUCCUCAGUCCUACAGGGGCUGCAGGGUCCAAGUAGAAUGUCAGUGUUGAUGUCUUGCGAGACUUAGGUAGAUAUUGCCUAUGUUGAGCUGAAGUAUUUGAUUCAUGCCAUGCGUGUUGGUGCGCUGUCAAAAGAUCAAUGACGUUCAGAUCACUUGCUUUUGGUAAGAACCACCCUACAGUCACAUUUGAGAUGUGGUCCGCAUCGAUAAGGGCUGCUGGGUCUUUGCUGAAAUUCCUCCUGAGCCUCAGUUACUAUAUGUGAAGAUACACUUCAUGAAGUGUAUUGACAAAAACCUUACUAUUGAGUGAGAAUGCAGAAACCAACCUUUGCCUUAAUAAUUGCAAACUUCAGUUCAUCUAGGGAACAAACCUUAGGGUCAGGCACGGCACCAGAUGUAAGACCGCCAUACAGUGAUAUUCUCCUUUUUUUCUCUCCCAAUGAAGGACCAGAGCGAGACCACAGAUGUUGGGGUCUCAGACACUCAAGAAUUGGGUUGGGGAGGGGAUUUCAGCGCUAUGCCCUCAAUAUCACUCAUACCUAAGACUGUCGUAGCAUGACAUGCUGUAGUCACGACAGUUGACUUUAAUAUACGUUAAAUGACCAAACACUGGCAUGCAAACUGCGUGUCAUGCAUUUGACAAUGUAAAGUAGGCUUCAUGCCAGAGGGUUUAAGUAAUGUGUUACCCCAAAACCACCUGCCUUAUCUGUAACCUGGCCUGAAAGAAGCACUGGGUCAGCAUCAGUGUCCUGCCGUUCAGUGUCUGCUUCCUGUGGAUCAACUAACAUUCAAAUUGUAUAUUUGCCUGAACAAAGGGGAUUUUUGUAUCAGAGAAGCUGUUUCAAUGUCAUGUAACAUGAACAAUAAAAAUGUGAAAUAAACCUG